GGAUACGUUCUUUCGGAUGAACAUCGAGUACCAGUUCACGAGGGGUGCUCGAGAGCAGUCGCUGAGCAAGGAUGUCAUGCGCCGGCGAAAGGUUCUCGCGCCAACCCUCGACCCCCGACUUUACCCGGAUUCUCGCUUACAAGACUGCAUUCGAAUGCUGGAUGGAAAUGGAUGUUUCUCAUGGUCACCACUCAUGAUACGGAUUCGGGACUUGAGUCCACGAAGACACUUUCUCACAGCGCUUGGAGCGAAAACGAGAUACGAUAUGACGGAUGGAAGUCUCUAAUAUCCAGUAAAGUCAGCGUGCAAACUAAGACGAAGGAUUGCACCACUUCGUCCACUUCCGGGGGAUUCCAACUCCCGUCUUUCCUCUCUCUCUUUCUUUCUAUGAAAUACGACGAUGAUUCCAUCGGCAGCGGGCGUCGCGACGAUUUCUCGAAGGGAAACGCGUGGAAGGAUGACGCAAAUAAAUCGCGUUGCAAAAUGGACCGGGGCGACGUUAUAGCGGUCGACGUCACGCAUCGGCGAGUGUCAAAACACCGUGGAGGAGUCCGCAGCUCUUACUACGAUGCAUUAAAGGGAACCGAGUUAAUGGACAAACGAGAUCGGCCAUUCAAAGGCGGCUCAAUAGCAGUCGUAUCUCUAGUGUAUCGAAGGUCGAUUCUUUUUCCGAGCAAGACCGAGGUCUCGAAUGCGCGGUCUGGGAAUCGUACGGAGCUUUACAUUGCCAUGUAUAUGUAA
Messenger RNA from Formica exsecta, 741 nucleotides. RefSeq lists its product as uncharacterized. The transcript has 5 exons. The record is from RefSeq and is a predicted model, not a curated record. Lineage: Eukaryota; Metazoa; Arthropoda; Insecta; Hymenoptera; Formicidae. Bases 172 to 741 code for a protein of 189 amino acids.